This is a messenger RNA of Owenia fusiformis, 4802 nucleotides long. The record is from the annotation of a GenBank genome assembly. NCBI's taxonomy places the organism in Eukaryota, Metazoa, Annelida, Polychaeta, Sabellida, Oweniidae.
GACCUUACCGCCAUAUUGAAUACAAACAUUCAGAAAAAUAUUAUCGGAGUACAUAUUUUCCUUGUUUUCUCUGUAUUUAUGGAUGAUAGGAGAAUUUUGAUGAUGAAGUGAGUUGGGGAAACAUGCCACGACGGGUAUGGUUGCUGGUGGUAGCGAUUGUAGCCUCAAGCUACAUUCAAAGAGCCACAUGUGAGAAAAAAAUCCGGAUCGGAUUUUUGGGAUGUAAGUUCAGUGCAGUUUGCCGUACUGAUGAAGUCUGCAUUAACGAUCGCCUGUUUGGCAACUGUCAGCCAAAGUCAGCUCUCCAGGACAACUAUAAAUACUUCCUUGACCUGGAUACCCUGAAAGUCCUUGAGGAAGGCAUAUACAACCUCAUCCUUAGUGGCCUUUCCUGGGAGAGCUUCUACACACAGUGUGUUCUCCAGAGCAUUCUUGUAGCAUACAGGACAGAUCGACAGCCAGACCUGAGCUAUUGUAACGCUGCCACCGAGCAGUCAGAUAAAGCCUUGGAUGAAGAUGCUCUGCAAGUUUUGGCGGAUUACUUCAAGGAUUACUAUGAUGAUAUUAAUAAUAGCUUACGUGUUGUAGAAAAACAAUCUGAGGAUUAUCCAGAUUUUAAUGCUGAACCUCUUCCUUAUGAUAAAAAAGAUGAGCUUGUGAACUUACAUAAAUAUCAACUUCGGGGCUCUGAUGGUGGCUUUGAUGUUGAUAACAUUUUGGCCCUUCCUCCUAAAAAAAAUUAUGACACUUCCCAGAAUUAUGACUUGACAAAAGAAUCUCAGAAUGGUGAUGAUAUUGAUUUGGACGAAAUCCUCGAAAAUGCUGACCCUCGGGACUUGUUUGUGCUGAGAUCGUACCUGAGUACAUUGAAGGAUCUGGUAGAGGAGUCGCCAGCUCCCAUGGAUGGAGAUUCUAAGGCCCCUGGAGGUGAGGAAAAUGUGGCCACUGGGGAUGAGGCUAAGGAACAUGGUGGUAACAGUGCAGAAGAACAGCAGUCGCCCAUUAGUAAAGAGGAGGGUGCAGAUAUCCCAGCAACUGGUACUGAUAACAAGGCAACGAUGGAGGUCCUCGACAAAUCCUGGCAGCGAACAAGUGAGGAAAUGUCUCCCAAGGAUGCAAAGAUGCUGCAGGAUCUGAUGGCAGGCAAAGUUAAUGUUGAUCUACUCACUGAUGACGAGGUGGACAGACUGACAAGAUACGUAACAAUGAUGCUAAGAGAGGAAGAAGCACCCAUUGCUGAUGAUGAGGCUGUAGCUGAUGAGAGAGGUGGUACUGCUCAGGAGGAAAUUGAAGAUGAGGUUGCAGCUGGCGAGACAAACCCUCUGAACUUGGAGUAUGAUGGGGAUACAAAGGGACCUGUGGCCAAGCACAAGGUCACUGUGGCUAUACACAGUCAGAAGAAGUCAGAUGUUAUUGACCAGCAUGAUCACACAUUUGAAGGAAACAAAAGUGCCGCAGCAGAAUAUCCAUCAACAAUAAAUAAUCCAGAGCCAAGUCAGCCCAAGGAGGAGCCAAACUACAAUGUUGUGGAUACCAACUAUGCUUACAUCAAAGUUAAGAAUGGGUUCCAAAAUGAGAUGCAGGGAAUCAACAUGGUGGAGGACCUUGCUGGAAUGACAAAACUGCCCCAAGCUUAUAUAUCAAACAUAGAGGUGAACAACAACACUCAGACAGUAACCUUUAAGGUGAACCCUCAGAAUCCCCAGCAUUUGAAUGCGUCCAUCAUUGCGUCUCAAGCCAUGGCUCACAAGGGAGAUCUACUGGAGAAGUCUGGCCUGGACGUGCAGGAGACCGGACUGGGGCAGAAAGAGGCCCAGAUCAAUAUGGCUGACCAUGACCAGUCCACUCCCAAGUACUUUGUUUUGACAUUUGUCAUCAGUGGCUGCAUUGCUGGAGUGGUGAUCGCUGUGGUUGUCAUCUACCUGAUCAAACGUCACACACGAUCACGAGAAAAACUUCAGCAACUCUCCGCAACUCCUGCUGGAACUGAGGGCACCUCUAAAGACUAUUCGGACUUGUGUCGCCAGCACAUGCAGACAAAAGCAUCCGAGAAGCCUGAACCGCUUCACGUUGCUACAAGAAUCGGUAGCGUCGGUGACAAGCCAGAAAAUAGUCCCUCUAGCAGAAGUAGUACAUCAUCAUGGAGCGAGGAGCCUGUCAUCUCCAACAUGGACAUCUCUACUGGCCACAUUGUCUUGUCAUAUAUGGAGGACCAUUUGAAGAACAAAGACCGUCUGGACAGUGAAUGGGAAGGAUUGUGUCGUUACGAGGCUGAGCCAAACAGUUGUGAUGUCGCCAAGGAAGAGACCAAUCAGAGCAAGAACAGAUAUGCCGAUGUUCUCCCAUAUGACCACUCCCGUGUUGUACUCAAUACUGCGACUAACAUAGCUGACUCUGACUACAUCAAUGCUAGCUCUAUAACGGAUCAUGACCCACGGAACCCUGCCUACAUUGCCACCCAGGGACCCCUUCCACACACUGUAGCAGACUUUUGGCAGAUGGUAUGGGAGCAGGGUAGCGUGGUGAUUGUCAUGCUUGGGAAGAUGACAGACAAUGGUGUUGCCUAUUGCCAUAGAUACUGGCCUGAAGAAGGAAGCGACCUUUAUCAUAUAUACGAGGUUCACCUGGUAUCGGAGCAUAUCUGGUGUGACGACUAUCUGGUGCGUAGUUUCUAUUUGAAGAACUUGCAGACUAAUGAGACACGAACUGUCACACAGUUCCACUUCCUCAGCUGGCCUGAUAAUGGCAUACCCAGCUCCGCAAAAGCUCUAUUAGACUUCAGGAGAAAGGUGAACAAGUCCUAUCGUGGCCGCUCCUGUCCUAUAGUGGUACACUGCAGUGAUGGCAUGGGACGCACUGGGACUUACUCUCUCAUAGAUAUGGUCUUGAACCGCAUGGCUAAGGGAGCCAAGGAGAUUGACAUUGCUGCUACCUUGGAGCAUAUCCGUGACCAGAGAAUGUCAAUGGUCAAGACUAAGGAACAAUUUGAGUUUGUGCUUUCCGCUGUUGCUGAGGAAGUCCAUGCUAUCUUGAAAGCUCUCCCCCAGUAAUAACAUCUUCACUGGAUGAACAGUGAUCACAUCUGUGCUAUAUGUAACAGUGAUCCCAUUUUAGCUGUUUGAACAGUGGCUACCAAGAAGUCCCGAUAAGACGAAGUGCAAUCUAAUAAACACUGGCAUAUCUACAGACAUAUAAUGGCUCCAUUAUACGUUCAACAAAACAAAUAAUCAUCUACACCCAUUGAAUGUUUCGUUUCUUAAGAGUGACUGAAAUGAUGUUAAGAAGAAAGAAAUAUGUGGACUGUAUGUUUUGUGAAAAUGAAAGCCGAGUUGUAAAACGGGUCGCAAACCAUGCUUUUGUCACGUCACAUGAUCUGUCAUGUGACGUGCAUGGAAACAGGAUUUUCAAGGCAAAUUUGAGUGAAUUCUAAUUAUGUGAUUUAUUUUAAAUUGAUAUGAUAAGGUUUUACCUUGGUAAUCAUAAAUACAUGCAGUCUAAUGCAAAUCUACAAGAAAUAUCUCAAAUUGAGGGUACUGCUUUAUAGUUAAUGUCACCAUGUUUUGAGGGAUGUGCAUUAAACUGUAUGCUAUGGAAUUGAAAAAUUGAGAAACUUUUGCAAAGAGAUUGCUAAUCUCCUACAUUCCAAAACACAGAAAUUAUUUGUAUAUUUUGCUGAAGCUGCUCUAUCUUAACCCUUUAUUUUCUGAAGGUGUCUUACAGAUAAUAAUGUUGUAGUGCCAGCUAGUCUAGUAAGGGAUGGUGUCCAAGUGUUUACCAUUGUGAAAAAACAAAGUUUAAUUAUAAAGUGGGAGGUGGUAAAGGUGGAGGUGGUACAUUAGUAAAGAAUGUUAUUUUAGGAAAAUUCAAGUUGGAUAAAAAUCAACAUUUUUGGAUUUCAUUAUUUUUGGGAGGGUCAGGGUUAAACAUUUUUUCACAACUGUCUGCAUUAGGACACAUCUCUAAGUAGAACAAUAAAAUAUUAAUUUGCAUUUAAUUAUCCUAAAAAUAAAGCUGAAGUGCAAUAUUUAUUAUAUAUAGGCUCUAAAAGAGGCACACGAUAAGUGUGCAUUGGAAGAAGACUUAUAUUCGCAACAUUUUUGUUAAGAGUAAAAGAUGUAGGUCCCUCUUAAGAUCUAUCCAUAAGCGAAUCAUAAAGGAGUCAAAGUUCUCCAAAUGAGGUAGUAUAUGUUCAAUCGGUAUGACAAUUAUUCAAAUUGUUGCAAAUGAAUAGUUACAAAUGUUUCAAAUUAUGGUUAUUUGACACAGUGGUGAAAUUAAGAGUUUCUGGAACUAGUAUACAAUGUAAGUCUUUGAUAUGUAAUAAUUGUCUGUUAGGACCUUUAUUUGAUGUAUUAACACAUGACCGCCGGCGUGCCAUGACAACAUUGUAGAAGGACAGGUUGAUUCCAUGAAAAUGAAAGCAAUUAUGAAGUAAGAUAUAGUUACAGGGAGACAAUUAUAUAUAUGUAGUGAAACACUUGCAGAUGUAGCAAAUCAUUGAUUAAGUUCACUUUUUGUAUUUUUGUGUAACAGCUAGAUGUUUCAUCCCCACUUGUUAUUUCUAGUCAUUCUACUACUUGUGCUAUAUUUCAACUGGUACUAUAUUCUACUGGUAUUAUAUUUCACCCUGUGUGCAGUGAAAAGAGCAGAAAGUACAUUAGAGAUGAAUAAUGGAUGAGUCUGUAUGAAGAAACAGCAUAGUAAAAUACUUUAUCAGCUUUUAAGUUAUUCAAAGUUCGAUCAUCUUGGUGCUAUAUUUGUUCAAAAACUACUUCUAUAUAGCUUUGAAAUCUCGCUAAUUC